AUGGACUUGGUAAUGAAGCUGAAUAUCAUACUGAUAAUAGUUUUUCUAAAACUAUUUCUAAUUCAUUUAACAUCUACUGAACCAGUAAUAUAUGGUAUACUUCCAGAUAGUUAUAAUUCUAUAACAGAUCAUAUUAUUGUACUUCAAUCUAAUAAAGCUAUUCAUUUAAGUAUUUUUGGUUUAAAUAUGGAUUAUAUUAGUCAUAUUGCAUUUGCUUCAAUAAAAAAAUUGCCUAAUUCAUCAUGUGAACAUGAACGAGUUACUAGUUCAUUUAAUGUUAUACCAGAAAAUUCUUUUAUUACUACAAGUGUAAUCAAAUAUAAUUUACAAAAUUAUACAAAUAUUGAUGGUAAAUGGAUAUUUCCUAAUGGAAUUGGAUCAGAUUAUAGAUUAUCAUUUCGAACAACAAGUGCUCUUAUGCCAUUCUGGUUACAAAUCAUUUUAAUUAUAUUAUUAUUUUUUCUUUCUGGAUUAUUUAGUGGUCUUAAUCUUGGUUUAAUGUCUCUUGAUAAAACAGAAUUAAAGAUUAUUGAAAGUGCUGGUUCAUAUACAGAGAAAAGUUAUGCUAAAGCUAUUCGACCUGUUCGUGAAAAAGGAAAUCUUUUAUUAUGUACAUUAUUGUUAGGUAAUGUUCUUGUAAAUACAUCAUUAACAAUUUUAAUGGAUGAUUUAACUGGAAGUGGUUUAUUUGCUGUUAUUGCAUCAACAAUUGGAAUUACUAUAUUUGGAGAGAUUAUGCCACAGGCUGUAUGCUCUAGACAUGGUUUAGCUAUUGGAGCAAAAACACUUUGGUUAACUAAAAUGUUUAUGUUAUUCACAUUCCCGAUUGCAUUUCCUAUAAGUUUUGUAUUGGAUAAAAUACUUGGUGAAGAAAUUGGUCAAGUAUAUAGUAGAGAAAAGCUUGGAGUACUUAUACGUGAACAAGCAUUGGCUGGAACAGUAGCCACAGAUGAAAUGAACAUUAUUACCGGUGCUUUAGCUUUAACCACUAAAACGGUUGCAGAUGUUAUGACUCCAUUAUCUGAUGCUUUCAUGUUAUCAUAUUCAGCAAUUUUAGACUUUCAUACAAUGAAUGAAAUCUUUUCACAUGGUUAUACACGAAUACCUGUUUAUGAAAAUGAUCGACAAAAUAUUCGAGCUGUUUUAAAUGUAAAAGAUUUAGCCUUUAUUAAUACAGAGGAUAAAGUUCCAGUAUCUACAGUAUGCGAUUUUUAUAAUCGUUCAAUUAUUAUUGUAUUGGAUACAACUAAUUUGGGGAUUAUGCUUAAAGAAUUUCGUCAAGGAAGAGCUCAUAUGGCAUUUGUUGAACGUUUAGUAACAGAAGGUGAAUGUGACCCUUACAGAGAAAUGAUUGGUUUAGUCACUUUAGAAGAUGUAAUUGAAGAGAUUAUUCAAGCUGAAAUUGUCGAUGAAACAGAUAUUUUGACUGAUAAUGUUCAUCAUCAGGUUCGACAAGUGCGUAAACGAGAUUUUCGAAUGUUUGGUCUUCAUGACUAUCAGGGUAAAUCAAGAUUGUCUCCUCAGUUGAAGAUUGCAGCUUUAAGACACCUAACUUCAAAUGUAGACUCGUUUCAUGAAAAUUAUAUUUGCUACUCUGUGUUACAAAGUUUUUUGAAUGCAAACAUUGUUGCUGAAUGUUUUUACAAUGCAAAAGACGAAGAAGGCAAUACUCUUUAUCAUAGUGGUCAAUGGGCAAAUUAUGCUAUUCUUUUACUUCAAGGUCGUGCAAUUGUUGAAAUUGGUGCUGAAGGAUUAAUUUUUGAGGCUGGACCCUUUGUUAUGUUUGGUGAAACUGUUCUGAAACGUGUCAAUGAAUUAUUUCCUAAUCUGUCUGAUAACAUGGAUCCAUCAAUUCAAUCAGUACGUUUAGCUUCUGAAGCACGAUUUCUACCUGAUUAUAAUUUAAAAGCAUGUACUAAUUUACAGUAUUUGAAAAUCUCAGCUGAACAUUAUCUACUGGCUAGACGUUUAAGUGUCUUACAUCAACGUGCUACUUUACCUGGUGAUGCUCUUGGUAAGUAUUCUAUCAGCUUAUCAGAGAAAUUCAAUGAGACUAAAUCAUUCAGUAAUAUUGCUGGUAUGAUUGGCUCAAAUUCAGUUGAUGGUCAUGAUAUGUAUCAAAAUGCUUGGAAUCGUCAUAUUGAUCGUUUACAAAAGUCAUCAUUGACUACAGCCUUUUCUUCAAUUAACAAUACUGUUGCUGCUUCUACUGAUGAUGGUAUGGAUCAUAUGAAUAAUGAUAAAAAUUUGAAUAAUAAUAUUACAACUAUUUCUACUGUUACUAUCACUACCACUACGACGACAAUAACUCCUACUACUUGUAUACCAAAUACAUCGUGUACUAUCAGUCAGUCGAAUACUGUACUAAGUGAUAAUAAUCAUAAUAGUACUAAUAACGCUAUAAUGAAUAAUACUAAUUGUACAAAUAAUUCUAAAUCAUUAUCUAAACAUUAUGUAGCUUAUGAAGAUAUGAAUUCAGCUAAACCUGAAGAAUUACAAGCAUUUGUACCGUCUAGUUUACCUUCAAAUAAUAUUAUUAUCCCAUCAACUAAUCGUACGGAUGGAGUGACAAAUGUGUAA
Molecule: messenger RNA, 2580 nt
Organism: Heterobilharzia americana
Lineage: Eukaryota; Metazoa; Platyhelminthes; Trematoda; Strigeidida; Schistosomatidae
Source: the annotation of a GenBank genome assembly